GUCAGUUGUGUUGUGAACGAUGCUGAGGUAGAAAUCCCCUGAUUUUGACACCAAUGGUGGUUUUUUAAAUGGCACUUACUGCCGCGAACAACCUAAGUGCGAUGUAAUCCGUGCAGUGAAAAGCUGAGGGGUCGAGUACUUCUGUGUGAGGAUUAUUCCAUGGUUUGGCGAGGAAUACAUUUCACUCAUGCAGGCAGGAGUUGCUGGAAGAAGCGGUGACAUGGAACACAGAACAACCAAAGUGAUGCUUAUCAGUGCCAAUGUGGGCUCUAUAUUCGAAGACCCAGAACAUAUGUUGAAGAUAUGGCUACAGGAAUUUCUGAAGACUAUCUCAAACAUAGAACCUGGACUAUUUGCCCUGCAUCUCCAGGAAGUGGGUGGGAAAAAUUAUGAGGCUUCCAUGCAACAUGUGAACCAUUUUAUCAAAACCUUACUUGGCAGUGAAGAUUUACAGAAGUAUGACCGUGCCAGGGUUUUCUUGGAUGAAGAUUUCACAGCAGUCGACAAAUUUACGGCACUGGGGAAUAUCUACUUCAUCCAUGAGUCUGUAGAAAAAGCUGAAAUCUGGAACUUCCAAGAGUUUAGAUUUGUUCCUGUGGAGGGGAAAGAGGUGUUGUCCGGUAACAUUGAAAAUGUUGCUACAAAAGAGAAGGCCAAAUUUCCACAACAUUUCUUCCCAGAGUUCAAGUGGUCUAGAAAAGGAUUCUUAAGAACAAGGUGGAAUAUCAAUAACAGUGUUUUUGACCUGGUGAACAUACACUUGUUUCAUGAUGCCUCUAACAUCGUGGCCAUGCAGUCCUGUAAUCCUUCUCUCUACUGUGGUAACCGACAACAAGCUCUUAUGCACACUCUCCAAAGAUUUGAAAAUGACAAGUAUGAAAAGGUCCCUCUUUUUAUAUUUGGGGAUUUCAAUUUCCGCCUUGAUAUAAGAUAUCUUGUGCAGGAAUUAACAAAUAAAGCCAAAGUUCACCACCAGAAAGGGAACAAAGACCAGCUGAGCAAGAUCGUUUACACUGAUGAGGACAACAAUGGCAAGAUCCUUCUCACCAUAGAAACCAAAGCAUUUGAUCACCAUGAAAGACACUCUGAAGUAUUCAGCAGCAAUGGCAAAUGGCUUUCCCAGUUUGACACUGAGAUGCAUGCUUUCAAGGACAAGUUACAUGAAUAUGAUAUCAGCUUCCAACCAAGUUACCCGUUCAGUGAAGAUCUGAAUGAUGGGAUGUCUUAUAUGAAAACCCGCUGUCCGUCAUGGUGUGACCGAGUCCUGCUAAGUCCUGGGGCCAAGCAAUUGAUGCUGGAUGACGAAAAACAUAAACCGAGUUAUGACUUGAUAGGAAAGAGUAUUUGUAUGGGAGACCACAAGCCAGUCUGUUUGUUCUUUCAUCUGAGGAAUGGUCAAGGUAAUUCUCCUGUUGUGAAUCGUCAUAUCUCUCGUCCUCAGACUGUCUCAGUUAACGGAGAAGAGGUGGACAACAUUCUCCUUGACAAUGUUUCAAUUCACGAUUAUGCAACAUUUGAGCAAGAACACCUCCUCCCCCCUGACUUUUUUACCAGUAUUAGACACAAGUGCUUAAACACUAGUGCAGGAUCAGACAGUGCUUCCUCAGAGAAUAAUAACUCCUCCUUGCUGAAAAAGAAGAAAUCCUUUUUAGAAUGCGCACAACAGGUUAGAAAGUAUGAGGGCGUGUUGUUAAGGUGGCCAAAACGUACGCGCCAUCAUAGCUCGUCAUCUGAGGAAUCAGUGGAGAGGAGGACCUCCAUGGAUUUUGUCACGGUUGAGAAAAUUGCCAGUGAUAUGGAGACAGAUGUUAGCAGCGUACCUAAUACACCUAGUGACCCGCCCCACUCCCCUGCUCGAGAGAGCGAGGAUCUUAACCAGGGGUCGGUCAUAAUCUCCAAAAACAUUCUCCCAGCCACGAUACAUGUGGAAAUUCAGUCCCAGCAUAAAGCAGGUCCCCCUCUGGAACCUCAGCGGGUGAUUGUUGCCAAGACUGUGCCGUUGUCUGAUGCUGUGAAGAGUCCCCGAAAACGUCACUGUUGCUGUAUUCUCUAGAUGCUUGUGUUGUAGUGUGCUGCAUGACUUUAUCCCUUGUUGUCAGCCUGUCCCGACGGCCAGUCCCUCCUGUAACCUGAUGAGCAGUGACAUUAUUGUACCUUCCACACAGGUGAAAAUCUCACAGGUAGAAUCCACCAAAUAUAUCCACGUCAAGCAGUACGGCACAUCAGUCCGCGUC
This is a messenger RNA of Liolophura sinensis, 2234 nucleotides long. Its product is annotated as inositol polyphosphate-5-phosphatase A-like. Gene Ontology annotation, biological process: phosphatidylinositol dephosphorylation. Gene Ontology annotation, molecular function: inositol-polyphosphate 5-phosphatase activity. NCBI's taxonomy places the organism in Eukaryota, Metazoa, Mollusca, Polyplacophora, Chitonida, Chitonidae. The transcript is spliced from 18 exons. The coding region runs from base 188 to 2053 and encodes 621 amino acids. The record is from RefSeq and is a predicted model, not a curated record.